GCCACUUACUACAACGUUAUGUAUUUUCCAGAGAUAUUGUUAGCUAGGAGGAAGACAUGGAGGGUUCAACGCUGACACAGAGGAGGGCUGAGUGUCAGUUGAAGGAAAGGGAGAUCCAGACAGACUACAUGAUGGAGCUGGGUGCCAGGUUGGCUCUGGUGUGGCAGAUCCAGAGGGAGCAGGAGAAGGAGAGGAAGACGAUUUGGUUUGAGACGAGGAAAAUGCCAAGCCUGAUUGAGGAGAAUGUGAGAGAUGUGACCAACCGUCCACUCACUGAGUUCAUGGCUCCCUGUAUUGACUCCCUCCCACCACUGGCUUUCACCAAUCGGAGGCCUAUACCAACCAUGUUGCAUCCCCCCUCUCCAUUGGCCAUACGCACUCAGGAUGCACAGCGGUUCAUUGUAUUUUCCUACUUUGUCCCUGCUGAGUGCGCAGUUGCCACAGAGGACACUGCAGAUGUAUCUGCUGGUAAAAGAGAGGACUUAUCGACAGAUACACAUCUUUCCUCAAUGCUGCAUCGAUACCUGCCACACUUCUUUAACAAGGACUCCAUUCCCCCACAGCAGACAGUAGAGGAAACCACUGAGGUCUCAGUUGCUCCAGUGGCAAUGUCUAAUAUCAAGGAAGAGGACAGAUUCUAUCCUUUCUCCCUCCCACCACUGGCUCAGCGGUUCAUUAGCAAUUCAUUCAAUGUCCUGGAAACCUCCCAGCCUGCUGUUUCAGCCACGGAGUGCCGAGUUGCCAAAGUGGCCACUGCAGGUACAGCCACUGUCAAGAGAGAGAACCGAUGGGCAGCUAGAAUUCUUCCCUCAGUGCUGCCUCCAUGCCUGCCACCAGUCAUUGACGAUGACUUCAUGCCUCCAGAGCAGACAGUAGAGGAUGCCUAUGAGGUCUCAUUUGCUACAGAGGCCACUUCAGGCACAGCUACUGUUGAUGGAGUGGACAGAUCAGCAGCUAAAUGUCCUGUCCCAAUGCUGCCUCCCAGUCUGCCAUGUGUCUUUGACAUUGACUACAAACUGCCAGGGGCGGCAGUAGAGGGAACCAACAAGUGUCCAGUUGCCAGUGAAACAACCAAUGAUGUGUCCACUCACCUCAAAGAGGACAUGGCAGCCGAUCAAAGCCCUCCUGACCCUGCAGCACUGCCUCCAAGCUCGCCAUGUAUCUGUGACCACAAACUGACCAAGGAGGAAAAAGAGGAUGCCACCGAGUCCUCCCUUGCCACAGAGAUCACUGUAGGCACAUCCAUUGUCCAGGGAGAGGACCUGGAUAAAAGCCCUGCUCCAAGGCUGCCUCCAAUCUUGUCACACAUUUUGGACAAUGACCAUAAGCAGCCAGAGGAGAUGAUAGAGGGCGCCACUGAGUGCUCAGUCGCUGCAGAGGCAUCAGAUGCUAACUUAACUCUGGCAACCUGCAAUGAUGAGCGGCCCACCCCUCUGAUCUGCGUUGUCACUAAGACGCCUGUUAUAGUUGGAGCCUCCAUAAGCAGGUCAGAGGAUGAGGAACCCAGGCCCUGGACCCUGGAAGAGGCAAAGGAUUAUUGGAUACGCCUUGAAAUUGAGAGUGAAGAGAGGAGCGUCAAGGAGGUGAGCCCGAGGGAGGGAUUGAAGAGUGAGGUGGACUGUGCCCAUUCCAAGUGCUCCAAUGGGACGGUUUCAUCAGAGAGAGCAGAGACCAUCCUGGGAAGAGUGGGCUUUCUGGUCAGGAACCACAUGCAGAAAAUCCCGUUUUUGAAAAUGGAGGAAAAAGAGAAAAAUAAUAAUAAGAAGUUGAAAGAUGACGAGAAAGAGAGAAAGGAGAUGAAACACAAGGAGGAGGAGCAAAAAAAGAGGGAGAGGAAAGAGAUGAAGGAGAGAGAGAAAGAGCAGAAGAAAGUCAUGAAGGCUGAGAAGGAGAGGGAGAAGUUAGAACAGAAAAAGAGAGAGAAGGAAAGCAAAGAGAAGGAAAAGGCAGAGAAAAAGAGGUUAGAGGGGCUGAUGAAGAUACAUAAUGACAUGAUGAAAGACAAGAUUAAGAAAGAGAAGAAGUGUUCUGAGGAGCUGAAAAAGAGAGAGAAAGCUCAAGCUGCAUUCUUGGAGAUGGAGAGAAAGAUCCAAGAAAAGGAGGAGAAGAAGAGAGAAAAGAUGAGGAAAGAGGAGAGGAAGAGACUGGAGAAGAAUUAAAAGAGGGAGCCAGCUGGAGGUGGAACUGAGAGGGUGAUAGAAGAGCAGGGAAGGGAUGAAAGCUUGAAGAUGGAUGAGUAGACUGGG
This is a messenger RNA of Salvelinus fontinalis (brook trout), 2246 nucleotides long. Its product is annotated as MAP7 domain-containing protein 2-like. The coding region runs from base 57 to 2159 and encodes 700 amino acids. The transcript has 3 exons. Lineage: Eukaryota; Metazoa; Chordata; Actinopteri; Salmoniformes; Salmonidae. The record is from RefSeq and is a predicted model, not a curated record.